Molecule: messenger RNA, 1359 nt
Organism: Paramecium pentaurelia
Lineage: Eukaryota; Ciliophora; Oligohymenophorea; Peniculida; Parameciidae
Source: the annotation of a GenBank genome assembly
AUGAUUACAUCUCCAAAUAAACAAUUUAUCGAAAAUAAAAGAAAAAAAUCUGAUAUGGUUUCAUUAAUUAAUGGAUUAUCAAAAGAGUAACUGAUGCCAAUCUGUAUAGAGAUUCUAUAGAAAAAUCCUGAAUAAAGAAAAUUAGAAGAUAUCUAAGUGAAUUUUUUUUGAUUAAUAGAUUAUUUAAGCUGCUACUAAAGACAUCGAAUUCUUCUAAUAAGUUUAUAAUGAAUAGGGGGAAUAGAUGCUUAAAGAGUGUUUAAAGAGAAUGACUAUAGAAAUGUUUGAGGAAGUAAGUAUGUAACUAUUUUUAGGAUGACGUUGUUUUCGAGUAAGGUGAUAAACCAUAAUCUUUUUAUAUAAUAUUAAGUGGAAGUGUUUCAGUAUAUAUAAAUAAGACCCCAAUAAUAGAGCAUAAAGAAUUAGAAUUAAAUAAGGCAGAGAGGAUAAAGAAGAGGUAAAUUCAGUGUUUUUAUAAGAGAGAUCAUUUUUUACCAAAAAAAUUUCCAUGGGGUAAAGUUUUGGAGAACUUGCUUUUUUGAAUGAUAGUGUUAGAUCAGCCAGUAUUAUUUGCGAUAGUGAAUGCAUUCUAGCUGUUUUAAGUAAAAAGGAUUAUAAAGAUGUCCUUUAAAAGGCUUAAGAAAAUAAGUUAAGAUAAUAAAUAAAAGACUUUCACUCUUGUUUAAAAUAACAUUAGAUUUCCCCUAAAUUAUUAGAUAUCUUAUUUUUAGCUUUUUAGAGUUCACAUUAUUAAUUUAGAUAAGCAGUCUAUUAUUAAGGAUAAUUGAGCAAAUAAGAAAUAUAUUUAGUAUAGAGUGGAGAAUUCGUAAUUUGUCAAAGUAAUGAUGGAUUUUACAGUCCUAAAAAAUAGACAUCUUAAAUAGCUUUAUUAUAAAAAGGUCAAAUAUUUGGGGAUCAUGAAAGUUUCAAUAAUAUUGAUAAAAGAUAAUAGAGUGUUUUUUGCAACUCUGAGAAUGGAAUAGCUCUUAAGAUUUAAUUAAGUUGUUUGAUUUAAAGAUUGUAAACAACAAAUGAAAUGCAUUUAUAUGAAUAAUUGAAAAAUAUUUGUUUAUAAAGAGAAUAAGUUAGAUUAGAUAGACAAUAAAAAUAAAUAUCCUAAGAUGAGAACUUAUUGAUAGAUAUGAAAUAUGUAAAAAAGAGAGAUCUUACUUAUUAAGUAAAAAGAGUCAGAUCAGCAAGAAGGAAUACCUUUAAUAUUAGAAGCCCUCUUUAAAUUGUGGAAGAUGUUAUAAGGAAUAAAAAACUUGUUUAUUAAAAAUUAUACAAAGAAGAUGAUUAUAGAUCUAAUCUUUAAUCAAGAAUGGCAAGCACACCAAGACCAAACAUUUCUUAAUUGAG